Nicotiana tabacum (common tobacco) is the source of this 842-nucleotide messenger RNA. The record is from RefSeq and is a predicted model, not a curated record. Lineage: Eukaryota; Viridiplantae; Streptophyta; Magnoliopsida; Solanales; Solanaceae.
GAACUACUGGAGAGAUAAUGAUACAGGUCUUUUUAUUCUGAAACACUUGUAUCGGGAUAUACCAGAGGAUUCCUACUCGUCCUGUGAACCUUUGGAGGGAAAGUCAAAAGAUAAUAGUAAUAUAGGGGCCUGGUGUGAUCAAAGAGAGGAGGCUGACGAGGAAUUCCCGUUAACAUUUGCAGACAAAGUCACUGUGAAGAGCUUCUCUCAAAAAGCCCGGAAAACUCUGAAAUGGUGAAUGAUGCUGAUCUCCUAACCAAUUUUGGAGUUACUUCAACACCAACAGUAAAAGCAAAAAAAAUUUCCAUUCCAAAGAUCAAACAAGGAGUGUUGAAGGUAUACUUACCAUGUGCUAUGCUCAAAGUAUCCUCCGUUUGAUUGGUGGGAUCAUUUAUGAACCGUGUUCUGGAGAAUACAGUACACUGGUUUCAGAAUUUGAUGUGAACCGAGGCAUUUCUCCACAUCCGGGAUGUUGAACUCUAGUAUCAGACUGAUUUCCAUCCUAAAAGGAAAAUGAGAAACAUAAGCUUACGUGACUUGAGCCAUUUGUGAAUACUUGUUUCUAGAUGUAGAUUUCUGGCAUUGACAUGUAAAUAUAUGUGGCUCUCAGAAAGUUUUAAUGUGCAGCUUAACUUAUAUUUUAUUGUCAUUUCCUCGUUGGACAUCUCCCUAGUUCAGUUUUUUAUCCUCCACCCUUCGUAUCAGAGAUGGUUGGAGCAUAGAUGUAUAUGUAAAAAGAUCACUAAUAUUCUGGUAAAUAUUAAAUUCUAAACUUACAGUUUUAGAAGGGUAAUGAGUAUAGUGGUAGGAAUUUAGAGGUUGAAUUCAUUAAGUUUAAAUUU